This is a messenger RNA of Peronospora matthiolae, 1752 nucleotides long. NCBI's taxonomy places the organism in Eukaryota, Oomycota, Peronosporomycetes, Peronosporales, Peronosporaceae. The record is from the annotation of a GenBank genome assembly.
AUGGAGGACUCGCAGUUGCCACUGGUGCGCUCGGCGGAGAAUGCGUAUGAUGCAUGGUCGCGUCUGGAGGGACACUACGAGAAGAAGAGUUUGGCUAAUAAGCUCUUUCUUCAUCGCCGUUUCUUCACGACAAUGAUGGGAGAAGGUGAUGACGUGCUAGAGCACAUCAACAAGCUCAAGACCCUGGCGGAGCAACUCGACGCGGUUGGUGCUCCGGUCAGCGAAGACGACUUGGUCACCACUCUUUUGUCCAGUUUCAGCGAGUCCUAUCAGUUCCUGCUAACGGCGCUGGAGUCAAGAUCCGACUCGCUGACAUGGGAUUCAGUGACGUCUCGGCUGAUGCAUGAAGACCUGAAUCGCAAGGAGCAAGGUGGCGGAGUCUAUGGAUCCGUGCAUGAGCAAGCUCAAGCGUUCAUGUCAAGAGACAACAAGCGAAACGGACGACCAGGUAAGAAGACUGGUGCGUGCCACAAGUGUGGGAAACAAGGACAUUGGAUCGCGGAGUGCCCCUCGCGGAUCCAAGAAGACGCGGAACGACAUCGAUUCCAGCGUGCGAACGUGGCGGAAGAUGAAGAUCUUGGCGAAUAUCUGUUUUCUGUUGGUGGUGAAGUCGCCAAGUCGAGUAACGUGUGGCUGGUCGACUCGGGUGCGACGCAGCACAUGACGAGCUCCAAGAAGUUCAUGAAGAACUACAAGGUCUUCAAUCCGGUCGAUGUGCACUUGGCAGACGAUGGUGUCGUUCAAGCGAUCGGAAAAGGCGACAUCGUGAUGUCAAUGAAGACGCCACGCGGUACCAAGAAAGGUGUGCUCACGGACGUGUGUAUCCCGAUGUUAUCGCGUAAUCUGUUCUCCGUGGGUAGAUUCACCAAGGACGUCGGGCCAGUCACCUUCGAAACCAACGGAUGCUUCGCGAAGACGAAAGUUGUCAAGUGGAAGCUCGGUGCUCGCGAAGGCAAAUGGCUUUUCAAACUCUGCAUGACGCCCGAAGCGUCUAACGGGAAAGCAGAUCGAUUUGAAGAGAUCAAGAGUGGUCGUGUGCUGGUCAGCCGCGACGCACAGUUUAUGGAAGACGUCUUCGAUAGUGGAAGACGCGACUACGUUCAAGCCAAAGUAGUUCUAGAAGAUGAAGAAGGUUCGACGGAUGAAGACUCAUCGUGUUCCAACAAAGAAGAAGAAGAAAACGUGCGGGAUAAAGACAUGAUUUUCGUGGCACUUUACGUCGACGAUUUGGUUCUCGCGAGCAACAACGAUGAGCUGCUCAAGCCAACAAAGAAGGCGCUGGGUGAUCGUUUUGACAUGACGGAUCUGGGAAACCUCAAGUAUUUUCUCGGUUUGGAAGUUGAUCAAGAAUUCACGGUUGGCACAAUCUCGAUUCGUCAGUCCAAAAUCGCGAAGGAUAUUCUCGAGAAAUUUGGCAUGGAACAUAGCAAUCCAGUUAAGACUCCACAAGAACCCGGGCUAAAUCUGAAAAGGUCCAUGUGCGAAGGAGGAUGCAAGCACGAAUACACGAUGGCAAAUGUUCCAUAUCGCAAUGCUGUUGGAUGCCUGAUGUACCUCAUGGUAGGGACUCGCCCGGAUCUCGCAGCUGCAGUGGGAGUGCUCAGCCAGUUCGUAGCGGACCCUUGUCCGACACAUUGGCAAGCACUCAAGCGCAUGUUCAGGUACGUCCAAGGCACACAAACCCAUGGGAUUGAAUUUCAAGCCACAAGCAAUGACAAGCUUCAAGGCGACUCGUAUGCAGACUGGGCUUAA